AUGGACUUCAAACAGCCUCCUGCACGGUUUUACAUCUUUACGUAUCCCAGAACCGGAUCCAAUCUGCUCACCCAACUCCUCGCGCUGGAGGACCAGCCCAAUGUUGCCUCCCACAGUGAAGGGAUGCGUUUCUUCCUUCCACUACAAUUGUUGAAACUCCACAGCGGACAUAUGGGGACGCAUGUGCAGGCCCUUCCAUGUGACCAGAAGGAAGCACAAGUGAAGUGUGCAAAAGAUUGUUACAGCCGCCUACUUCGGCAUCUUCAGACGGCCGAACGAGAGGGGAAGAUAGUCUGCUUCAAGGACCACGCACACUAUGUGACAGAGCCAAUUGCCGAGACACGUUUGCUACAUGGCGAGAAGAGUGUGACCGAUGAACUUCCCUGGACGUUACGUGGGCCUGAGGAGGUCGAACAGACGAUCAUCGGUCGCUCAGACCUCAAUGACACCUUGUUUUCAGACGAUUUUCUAAAGACAUGGAAACCGAUCUUUCUUAUCAAACAUCCUGCUGCUGCAUUUCCUUCAUUCUAUCGCGCAUUGGUCAGGGCCGCCGGUUCCGAGUUUGUUGAGUCCGACCAAGGCCGGAAGUUAUAUGAAAAAGCUAUGGCCCUCCGGUGGGUAUACAAAUUGUACCACUUCUAUGUGCAGCACUUUUCCAAUUCUCGGCCCUGUUCUGAUGGCCACAUGCUGUGGCCUAUAGUGAUUGAGGCAGAUGAUAUUAUCACUCAGCCUGAAAUAUUGACCAAACUCUGCCAGAUCAUCGGCCUAGACAGUUCUCGGCUUCGUUUCACCUGGGAAAAACACGGUCCGGAAGAACUUCCCGAGCUUCAAGCAUUCCGAGAAACCCUCUAUGAAUCUACAAUGGUGGACCGCUCGAAGGUCAUAGGCGAUGUUGACUUGGACAAGGAAUCAGCGAAAUGGCAGCAAGAGUUUGGAGAGGUGAUCGGCCGCAGAAUAGAGACAUAUGUACGAGAGGCCAUGUCCCACUACCUAUUCCUGAAGUCGAAAAGACUUCGGCUUUAG
Aspergillus bombycis is the source of this 1023-nucleotide messenger RNA. RefSeq lists its product as uncharacterized. Lineage: Eukaryota; Fungi; Ascomycota; Eurotiomycetes; Eurotiales; Aspergillaceae. The transcript has a single exon. Bases 1 to 1023 code for a protein of 340 amino acids. The record is from RefSeq and is a predicted model, not a curated record.